UUAUGGUUUAUAAGAAAAAGCAAUCCGCUAUUGCCAUAGACGCCGCCAAGGUAAAUUCCCGGUCCCUUAUUCCCCCAAACUAAUUUGCAAAUCAGUUUUAGGGUUUGUUGAUCCCUUUCGAUUCUCCAUUUCGUCUCCCGGCAUCAACGGAUCAAGAUUAUUCUCUUUAUCGUUGAACAUAUUUUCUGCUGGAAAAAUGCACCCUCCACUGACGUUGCAUAGGCAUCCGAUGUGUGUUGAAAUCAUCGAGGAGUUCCAAAAGUGUCAUUUAGAGCAUCCGAUAGCCAAAUUCUUCGGAGAAUGUACAGAAUUAAAGAUAAAGCUCGAUCGUUGUUUCCGACAGGAAAAAGCAUUGAAGAGGAAGGCCAAUUUUGAACAGAGUAAGAAAAUGAAAGAAAGGCUUCAGGAACUAAGAAGGGAAACCGCUGAAAAUGACUCCUGAAAGUGAAUUAGGAUGCUAUGCUUGGGCCAUAGGUAUUGCGCUCUACCCAAUGAAAAAUAUGUUUAAUGGUUUCUGAUAUGUAAUUGAGAAUAAUUAUACCUAGUAUGUUGAUGAACAAGAUUAUGGUUGGUUCUUGAUUUUACAUGAACAAACUUUGAUGGUAUACCUGUGUACUUGGACU
Molecule: messenger RNA, 623 nt
Organism: Hibiscus syriacus
Lineage: Eukaryota; Viridiplantae; Streptophyta; Magnoliopsida; Malvales; Malvaceae
Product: COX assembly mitochondrial protein 2 homolog
Exons: 4
Coding region: 197-442 (81 amino acids)
Cellular component (GO): mitochondrion
Source: RefSeq, a predicted model, not a curated record